Molecule: messenger RNA, 612 nt
Organism: Lathyrus oleraceus (garden pea)
Lineage: Eukaryota; Viridiplantae; Streptophyta; Magnoliopsida; Fabales; Fabaceae
Exons: 5
Coding region: 1-612 (203 amino acids)
Source: RefSeq, a predicted model, not a curated record
AUGGUUCGAGAGUUGGAUUCAGUUGAAAAAUUCCGAGAUCUUAGUUUGGCAAGCGACGUGACUCCUAACAGUGUGAAGUUAGGUAUGCUAAAGCUGACCAGUGGUAUUCUUGAAGAGAUCAGAGAAAGGUUUUGUGUGCAAGAUGUGCUAGAGCUUAAAAAGAGUAUCCUUGAAGAAGGUUAUAAAAGUGUUCUUAGUAUUCAGCCAGGUGCUACUAAAAUGCUGACUAAAUCGGCUUAUUUCAUUUUGAUAAAGAUCAGUUAUCCAUUGCAAAAGCUAGCUGAGAGAUCUAACAUUCACAUUGAGGUUCUAGUAGAGUUUACAGGAAGCCUUGGGAACCAGAUUGUAAUUGAGUUCUUCUUACCAUCUGCAGACGAAUGGUUAGAUAGAGAGGACUAUCCAGUCGUUGGAGGAUUUGUAGAGAGCUUGCAUGUUAGAGCAAGAAGUAUUGGAAUGACACAGUUUGAGGCCUUGUAUGGUAAAAGGCGUAUGACACCUUUGUGUUGGUACGAGCCCGACGAAAGUGUUGUGCUUAGGCCAGCAAUCAUUCAGUAUACAACUGAGAAAAUCACGAUGAUUCAGGAGAAGAUGAGAGCUUCACAAAGUCGAUAA